Humulus lupulus (European hop) is the source of this 577-nucleotide messenger RNA. Its product is annotated as calvin cycle protein CP12-3, chloroplastic. The record is from RefSeq and is a predicted model, not a curated record. The coding region runs from base 21 to 407 and encodes 128 amino acids. Gene Ontology annotation, cellular component: chloroplast. Gene Ontology annotation, biological process: negative regulation of reductive pentose-phosphate cycle. NCBI's taxonomy places the organism in Eukaryota, Viridiplantae, Streptophyta, Magnoliopsida, Rosales, Cannabaceae. The transcript has a single exon.
GUAGUAACAGGAAGAAAAGAAUGGGAUCUUUACCAUUGAAUCUGAGUUUGAGCUUGAAUUUGAGUCGUCGGAGAUGGGAGGAGGACGGCGGAGGAGGAAUGAGCUUGAGUAAGAGUAAGAGGAGCUGCCGAGGAGUAGUGAAAGCGAUGGCGGUGCCGAAAUUCAAAGGAACGCAGGUGAGAGAGCAGCAGCUGACGGAGAUGAUCGAGAAGAAGGUGAAGGAGGCGGUGGAAGUGUGCGGUAAGGGAGAAGCGGCGUCGGAGGAGUGUAAGGUUGCUUGGGACGAGGUGGAGGAGCUCAGCCAAGCCAAGGCCGAUUUCCGUCUCAGGUUGGAGAAGCAAGAUCCCCUCGAGUAUUUUUGCCAAGAUAAUCCUGAGACCGACGAGUGUCGGAUCUACGAUCACUGAUCAUCAUCGUCGUCGUCGUCAUCAUGAUCAUGAUCAUGAAUGAUUGUGCGUAUGUAUGUAUAUUGAUCGAUUAAUAUGUAUGUAUGUAUUGAUCUAUGUUAUAUGAAGGAAUGUAUAUAUAAAAUCCUUGGUUAUGAAUAAUUAUAAUGAACGAUGAUUAUUAUGACUUU